Molecule: messenger RNA, 1566 nt
Organism: Aureobasidium subglaciale EXF-2481
Lineage: Eukaryota; Fungi; Ascomycota; Dothideomycetes; Dothideales; Saccotheciaceae
Exons: 5
Coding region: 1-1566 (521 amino acids)
Biological process (GO): transmembrane transport
Molecular function (GO): transmembrane transporter activity
Source: RefSeq, a predicted model, not a curated record
AUGGAUCCAUCAGAGAAGUCGCAACCAGCGACAGAACCGUACGAGACCGAGGUCAAGGAGAAACACGAGACCUCCUGGAGUUCAGCGAGCUCUUCAAGCGCGUCGCUGAGAUCGAUCAAGCAGUACGAGGUAAAGUGGGAAGAACACGAUGUUGAGAACCCUAAGACUUGGUCGUUGUACAGUGUAAGUCUUUUGACGUCGAUGCUUGUUGCUGGUACCGGUGCUGAUUUGUCGGAUAGUGUCUUGUACUCGUCUGCGUAUACGUCCGGCAUCUCAGGUGCACACAGCAUGACCGCCGAUCUUGAUGUACCCAACUCAACAGUGUCCCUCCUGGGUCUGACGACAUACUUGUUUGGUAUGGCUGCUGGAAGCAUGAUCUGGGCUCCGCUUAGUGAAAUGUUCGGACGACGACCGGUAUACAUCUUGACGCUUUUCGCAUUCAUGUUCUUCAUCUUCCCGUGUGCCAUUGCCAACGACAUCGCGGCCGUGCUCGUGUGUCGCUUCUUCGCAGCAAUGGUCGGAUGCUCGGUCGUAUCAAACUCACCUGGUACAAUCAAUGAUGUCUCGACAGACAAGCACAGAGCGUUCACGUUCAGUAUGUGGUGUUUAGGAUUAAUGAAUGGACCCGUGAUCGGGCCAUUGGUCGGCGGCUUCGUGUUCGACAACCUGGGCUGGCGAUGGAUCCACUGGUUGACAUUGAUCCUGGCUGGCGUUUCUUUCGUCUUGAUGGCGACUGUCCCCGAGACAUAUGGCCCUACUCUCCUCAGGCGUCGCGCGGAGAAGAUGAGAAAGGAGACCGGAGAUGAUCAGUGGUGGAGCAAGCAUGAUGAGAAGCGGGCAUUCUUGCCAUUGCUUGGAGCAUCGCUCUGGCGACCGAUAUACCUCACUGCUACUGAGCCCAUUCUCUGGUUUUGGGACCUUUACAUCUUGAUCGUGUAUUCGAUGAACUACUUGACAUUCGUCAUCUACCCAAGAGUAUUUGAAGGACUUCGUGGCUGGUCGACUGGUCAUACCGGACUUGCAUAUCUCGGCAUCGGUGUUGGCAAUGUAUUGGUGAUUGUGUGCGAGCCACUCCUCAGGAAGAUGGUGCAGCGAAGAAAGCUUGAUGUCAACGGGAAGCCAACUCCCGAAUCACCAGUGUUCAUCGUGUGUAUCGGUGCCAUCUUGGUGCCCAUCGGUGGCUUGAUGUUUGCUUGGACUUGCACGCCGAAUGUGCACUACAUCUGGCCGAUCCUCUCGGGUAUCCCUUUCGGAGCAGGAACAACAGCAACCUUCAUUUACGGAUCCAACUACAUUGGACGUAGUUACGGCAUGUACGCAGCAUCAGCCAUGGCUGGCAAUGUGUUGACCCGUACUAUUGCCGGAGGUACACUGCCAUUGGCUGGUCCGGCUAUGUACAAUGCCCUCGGACCACACUGGCAAGGUACACUUCUCGGUUUGUUGGAAGUGCUCAUCAUUCCCAUUCCGUUUGUGUUUUACAAGUACGGGCAUCUGAUUCGACUCAAGUCGAAGUUUAUCAGCAGAAUGGAGCAGGAGGCCAAAGGUGGAGAAAAGGGAACUGCAUAG